CUCCUGUGGAUGAGCUUAAUUCAAGAACUACAUCAGUUUCGAGACAUGGAUAUUAAUGAUGACCCUGAUGAAGACCGUCUUACAAGUUAUGAUAUUCAGCUCAGUAUCCAAGAAUCCAUUGAGGCCAACAAGACUAUAUUCUAUCCUGAAAGAUUUGUACCCCUGAGUGAUCAAAACAGAAGAAUUGUGGAGGCCAUAAAGCAAGGUCACAUUCUUGAGCUUCAGGAGUAUGUGAAAUAUAAAUAUGCCUUGGAUGAAGCUGAUGAUAAAGGCUGGUUUCCAUUGCACGAAGCGGUUGUUCAACCCAUUCAACAAAUACUUGAGAUUGUUCUGGAUGCGUCCUAUAAGACACUUUGGGAAUUCAAGACCUGUGAUGGAGAAACACCCUUGACUUUGGCAGUCAAAGCCGGUCUGGUGGAAAAUGUGAGAACAUUACUGGAAAAGGGAGUGUGGCCCAACACCAAAAAUGACAAAGGAGAGACACCCCUGCUGAUGGCUGUAAAAAAUGGUUCCUAUGACAUGAUAUCUACUCUGAUUAAACACAACGCCAGCCUUGACCAGCCCUGUGUCAAGCGUUGGUCAGCGAUGCACGAAGCGGCCAGGCAAGGCCGGAAGGAUGUCAUAGCUCUGCUCCUAAAACACGGCGGCAGCGUGCACCUGAGGGACGGGUUUGGAGUCACGCCGUUGGGAGUGGCUGCUGAGUAUGGCCACUGUGAUGUGCUGGAGCAUCUAAUCCACAAAGGUGGCGAUGUGUUUGCUUUGGCGGAUGAUGGGGCAUCGGUGCUGUUUGAGGCGGCAGGAGGUGGCAAUCCCGACUGCAUUGCCCUCCUGCUGGAAUACGGAGGGAGCGGAAACGUGCCUAACAGAGCAGGACAUCUUCCCAUACACCGGGCUGCCUACGAGGGACAUUAUCUCGCACUGAGAUAUCUUAUCCCAGUAACAUCCAAACACGCAAUUCGGAAAAGUGGGCUAACACCAAUUCACUCAGCAGCAGACGGACAAAACGCACAGUGCCUUGAACUGCUCAUUGAAAAUGGCUUUGACGUCAAUACCCUCCUUGCUGAUCACAUUUCCCAGAACUAUGAAGAUGACAGGAAGACUGCGCUGUAUUUUGCCGUUUCUAAUAAUGACAUCCGUUGCACGGAAGUCCUUCUGGCUGCAGGGGCAGACCCAAACCUCGAUCCCCUCAAUUGUCUCCUUGUGGCAGUGAGGGCCAAUAACCAUGAAAUUGUCCGGCUGCUUCUCUCCCACGGGGCUAAUGUCAAUUGUUAUUUUAUGCACGUGAAUGACACUCGUUUCCCCAGUGUCAUUCAAUAUGCCCUAAACGAUGAAAUGAUGCUGAGACUAUUGCUGAAUAAUGGCUACCAUGCGGAAAUGUGCUUUGACUGCACUCACGGGGACAUCUUUGGUAAUUCGUUUGUGUGGUCAGAGAUACAGGAAGACGUUCUGCCAGGAUGGACAUCUUGUGUAAUAAAAGACAACCCGUUUUGUGAGUUUAUCACAGUGCCUUGGAUGAAGCACUUGGUCGGCAGUGUUAUUCGAGUUCUAAUAGAUUACAUGGAUUACGUCCCUCUGUGUGCCAAACUGAAGUCAGUGCUGGAAGUACAGAGAGAAUGGCCAGAAAUCCGCCAAAUAUUAGAGAAUCCUUGUUCAUUAAAGCAUUUGUGUCGGUUAAAAAUUCGUAGACUAAUGGGACUCCAGAGACUCUGCCAGCCAGCCUCAAUGAAGAAGCUUCCUCUACCACCACCUAUUCAAAGAUACCUCUUAUUUAAGGAGUAUGAUCUCUAUGGACAAGAGCUAAAAUUGCCAUAACUU
Otolemur garnettii (small-eared galago) is the source of this 1815-nucleotide messenger RNA. It is a transcript of the gene ASB15, whose product is annotated as ankyrin repeat and SOCS box containing 15. The record is from RefSeq and is a predicted model, not a curated record. The transcript has 10 exons. Gene Ontology annotation, molecular function: protein binding. Gene Ontology annotation, cellular component: cytoplasm. Bases 10 to 1812 code for a protein of 600 amino acids. Lineage: Eukaryota; Metazoa; Chordata; Mammalia; Primates; Galagidae. Gene Ontology annotation, biological process: intracellular signal transduction.